This is a messenger RNA of Rhineura floridana, 1020 nucleotides long. RefSeq names its product vomeronasal type-2 receptor 26-like. Gene Ontology annotation, biological process: G protein-coupled receptor signaling pathway. NCBI's taxonomy places the organism in Eukaryota, Metazoa, Chordata, Lepidosauria, Squamata, Rhineuridae. Gene Ontology annotation, cellular component: membrane. Bases 121 to 1020 code for a protein of 299 amino acids. Gene Ontology annotation, molecular function: G protein-coupled receptor activity. The transcript is spliced from 2 exons. The record is from RefSeq and is a predicted model, not a curated record.
CUUGCACUGUGUAAUGACCACUGCCAUCCAGGUUGCAGCAGAAAGAAGAAAGAAGGGGAGCCAUUUUGUUGUUAUGAUUGUGUUUCAUGUCCAGAUGGGAAGAUUUCAGACCAGAAGGAUAUGGAUGACUGUUUCCAAUGCCCAAAAGAUAAGUUUGCAAACAAAAACAGAGACCAAUGCCUUCCUAAAGUCAUAAACUUCCUCUCUCUCUCAGAACCUUUGGGAAUCACUUUAGCUUCUUUGAUUUUAUCUUUUUUUCUAAUCACAGUUUUUGUGCUUGGAAUUUUUAUUAAGCAGAGGAACACUCCCAUUGUCAAAGCUAACAAUAAGAACCUCACCUACCUUCUGCUCAUCUCCCUAAUGCUCUGCUUCCUCUGCUCCUUGCUAUUCAUAGGCCAGCCUAACACAGUCACCUGCUAUGCAAGACAAAUGGCUUUUGGCAUCAUCUUCUCAGUGGCUGUUUCUUGUGUAUUGGCAAAAACUGUAACUGUGGUCCUAGCUUUCAUGGCCACCAAGCCAGGAUCAAGGAUGAGGAAAUGGGUGGGGAAAAGACAGGCCUACUCCAUUCUUCUUGGUGGCUCUCUUAUUCAAACCAUGAUGUGUGUUAUAUGGCUAUGUACUAUUCCUCCAUUCCCAACCUUUGACAUGCACUCUCUGCCUGAAGAAAUCAUAGUGGAAUGUAAUGAGGGGUCGGUCAGUAUGUUUUAUUGUGUCCUGGGUUAUCUGGGAUGCCUGGCCAUUGUCAGCCUAACUGUGGCUUUCCUAGCAAGAAAGUUGCCGGAUAGUUUCAAUGAAGCCAAGUUCAUCACUUUCAGCAUGCUUGUGUUUUGUAGUGUUUGGUUGUCCUUUGUUCCCUCUUACCUGAGCACCAAGGGAAAAUACAUGGUGGCUGUGGAGAUCUUCUGCAUCUUGGCGUCUACUGCUGGGUUACUGGGUUGUAUUUUUGCCCCUAAAUGCUACAUAAUUAUCUUGAGGCCAGACUUAAACACCAAGGAACACCUAAUAAGGCAGAAUAUGUAG